Lytechinus variegatus (green sea urchin) is the source of this 1486-nucleotide messenger RNA. Its product is annotated as phospholipid phosphatase 3-like. Gene Ontology annotation, molecular function: phosphatidate phosphatase activity. Gene Ontology annotation, biological process: phospholipid metabolic process; phospholipid dephosphorylation; signal transduction. Lineage: Eukaryota; Metazoa; Echinodermata; Echinoidea; Temnopleuroida; Toxopneustidae. The record is from RefSeq and is a predicted model, not a curated record. Bases 118 to 1014 code for a protein of 298 amino acids. The transcript is spliced from 6 exons.
AUGCUGCGCACCACACAGAACUGACUCGACUCGUCAUCAGAUUGUCGGAAGAACUUGGCGGUGGGAGAAAUAACAGGACUAAACUGCUAAAUUACAGAAAUUUAUAUUUUUUUUACAAUGGCAGGGACGAAUGGAGGAGUAGCCAAAUGUGGCUUUAUAUUCCUGGAUACAUUGGCAAUAGCACUAGUGGUUCUGCCAGCGUUGCUUUUCCGUCUGCCUGGCUUUGAUCUACCGGUGUUUCAAAGGGGCUUCUUCUGUAGUGAUGAGACAAUAUCAUACCCGUACAAAGACUCUACCGUCCCAUCAACUGUUCUUUAUGCAGUGGGAAUUGGUCUCUAUCUUGUUGUUAUGAUCACCACAGAAAUCGUCAUCUUCGCCUACCGCAAGCGCCAGGACCUAGACUACCUGUCCCCUGACACCUACAACCGGUGCUGCGGCGGGUUGGUCAUUCCUCCUCUACUCUACCAGAUCAUCCGAUACACGGCUGUCUUCUUUUUCGGUCUCCUCGUUACCAUGACGACCUUUGACAUUACAAAGAACGUGGUCGGGCGUCUUCGUCCUCACUUCCUAGACAUCUGCCAGCCAGACUUCAACAACCUUACGUGUUCGGAAGGACCUCGCCAGAUCUACAUCAUGGAUGAUGUCUGCAUGCCAGAGGACCCAAAGAGGAUGCUUGAAGCAAGACGAUCCUUCCCAUCAGGUCAUGCAGCUGUUGCAGUAUAUACCAUGCUCUUUGUAGUGCUGUACAUGCAGAGCCGCUGGAGCUGGCGUGACACCGUCUUCCUCCGACCCCUCGUGCAGGUCAUCGCACUUUUCCUGGCCCUCUAUACCUGCCUCAGUCGAAUCUCCGACUACAAGCACCACUGGAGCGACGUCUUUGGGGGCGCGGUCAUGGGAGGGAGCAUUGCCGCGGCGAUGGUAUGGCAUUUGGUGUAUCAGAUCUCUUCCGGCAGGGCAGCUCCGCUCACGAUCUCGCAGGGGGCAGGGGGCACGACCUCGUCUUUAUGGAAAUGAACCCUCGCAAUCGUAAAAACGACGGGCUGAUCUGAUCAUUUGCCAGAUCUGGAAUGCACCUUCACACUAAAAAUGUAAUCGGCCAGUUUGAUAUGAGAAGCAUUUUGGCUUGUCAUUGUGUCAAAUGUUUAUUUUUAUAGAAUUACAACUAACUUCUGUGGCAUUUGCUUCACAGUGAAGUUGUUACUCCUGUCAAAUUUGUGAGGAAAAUUCAGACAAUGACCAACAUUAUGUAACCCAAAUUGUAACCUUAAAUCUUAAUACCUUGAAUGUAUUAGCAACCCACACUGUAAUUUUGUAUCUAUUUAGAAACAAAAGCAAAUUUAAAAUUAAACAUGAAGUUACAGACAACUUGUGUAUAUGGCAUUGGCCAGCCAAUUGUGAUUUUACUCAAUUAACAUUGCAUCGGGUAUAAAGUUGAAUUAUACUGUAAUCUAAGUAGGUAAAUGCUGUAUAGCUAGCAGCUUUUCUA